AUGGAACAAGUCAGGUGGAUUCAAAGGGUGAAGGCUCAGACUGAUUGGGAUGGUUUACUUCACAAUGGUGCUGAUUUGUUAAUUAAAGAAAAAGCUUUUAAGGGUCUAAUGCAGAAACCAUUGGGAUCUUCUUUAAGACUUUGUGAUUUUGUGCCCCUUCAGCAAUCUUCCUGUAAUAAUGAUCAGAACAUACACAUGGUUGAUUCAGACAGUCUUGCUAAUGGUUCUUUCUUGACUAGCAAUCCAAAUGAGAAAAUGGACAAUCAUCUUGUUUUUAUCACACACCGUGGUAUUCGGAGGCGCUGUCUUGACUUUGAGAUGGUCGGUGUACGAAAGAACUCCGAUGAUAAUUCUAACACUGGAUCUAGUACAGUGCAAUCUGAAGCAAGGAAUGUUUCCGACGAUAAACAACUGCUCCCUGCAAAACGCAAUGCAAAUUCACAAAAGGGCAUUUUGCCGGGUAUCGGUUUACACUUGAAUGCACUAGCUCCCUUAAAGGAUGACACAGGAAUAAAAAAAUAG
Molecule: messenger RNA, 522 nt
Organism: Vicia faba (fava bean)
Lineage: Eukaryota; Viridiplantae; Streptophyta; Magnoliopsida; Fabales; Fabaceae
Source: the annotation of a GenBank genome assembly